UCCAUUCCAGACCAUUGUUCUGCGUCAUAAUGAUUAUGUUUAGAAUCGAACGCAGUGACCGUCGAACAUUUUCUCAGCACAUUAGUUGCACAGCAAUCAUUUUUGCCUCUGUAGUAAAACAUAUGUUCUUUUGAUUAUGAACUUUGUAGAUUAUAUAAAGGAACAAUGAAUCAAGAAGACAAAAAAGACAAGGCCAAUGGGGAAAGCCUCUCUCAUGUUCUUGCUGACAAAGCAGAAUACCUCAUGUCAGAAAUGGCAUCUUCCAAGGCUGUGAGCAAACCUAAGAGGAAGACCAACAUGAGUCGCCUGAGAGAGGCUGUGAGGGACUGGGAGAAGAGGGCCAGAGAGGCCACAGCCACAGAGAGGGAGAUGGCCAAAGAGGUGGAGAUGAUGAAGGUGGACAGGCAGAUCGUCGAGGAGACGAUAGACAGGCUUCAGCAGAAGCUCCAGAUGGAAGGACAGGCUCGUCUACAGGCGGAACAAGCCCUGGCGCUGGCUCGGACCAACCUGCAGGACCAGGAGAUAAGAUUCCAGCUGGACCGCGACAGACUAUUAGGUCUGUUGUCGGGCAAAGACGAAGCCUUGAUUAGUCUUCAGGCCCAGACCUCCCUGGCUGUGGCUGUCAAGUCUGAAGCAGAAACAGCAGUCGGCGUCGCCAUGGAAAACCUCCAGGACACUCGCAGGAUCACGCAAGAGCUGAAGGAUCGUUUGACCUCUCACCUCAGAGCCUGGGAGAAGGAGAAGCAGGAGCUGAUAUCCCAGAAGAACCAGGCAGUGGAAGCUCUGAAGAUUUCUGAGCAGGGUCUCACUCGGACAACGGCAAAGCUGCUGGAGGUGGGAAACGUGGUCCCCAGUCCAGCUCAGCUGGGGGUCAAGUUCCAGACGGAGCUCUCUGCCCUUAAAGCCGAACUCCGUGCAGCCCAGUCAGCCCGAACCAGGGCUGAGAUGAAAUGCCACAUGACCAGAGCAAAUCUUGUGAACCUGGAGAAAAACCUUCGUGCUGAGAUUGCCGAAAGGGACGACGACAUCCUCAUCCUCUCCAACGAAAAAAAGGAGGCCCUCCAGGUCACAAAAAGCGCUGAGCAGGAACUGGACGCAUUCAGAUUGAACCUGAUUAAGAUGGCGGGCUCCAUGACCAAGCUGCAGAUUGACCUGAGGGAGAAGGACAUGCAUUGCAGUGUUUUGGAGAAGGCCCUGGAAGAGGUUCAGGAAGACGUGUGCAAAAUCCAAAAGGAGUUGAUCUGUAAGUGUGCGGAGAUAGAGUCUCUGCAAAAACAGGCUUGCCAAAGCUCAGCGGAACUGGAAGCUCUGCUCAUAGAGAAAGCAGAAGAGCUUCAAGAGUGCCAAGGACACAUGGAACUUCUUCGACAGCAACUUCUCAAGCGUCAAGCUGAAACCACAUGUCAGGCACAAGAGACCCAAACCGAGAAAUCUUCUAUCAAGAGAAAGAAGAAGGGUGGCUGCUUUGGUCGCAUGCUUUUCUGGAGAAGCUCCAAGAAUGCAUAAGGGGACACCAACACCACCGCCAACUGCCCUCGCCACCUCCCUCCCCACAGCUUUCCUCAACUCACAUCCACCAUUAUCUCCACCUCCCUCCACCCCAAACCACUGGGAUCCUUACUGCGCACACACAUCCAUCCUCCUUACCACCAUCCAUCCACCAAUUUUUACACAAACCCCCAAACACACAUCCUCCAUCACCCUAAAACCCUCCUCUUGAUAUGUGGCAUCACGCAUGUCAGCAUGCUGGCGCGAUGGCUAAAUAAA
Osmerus eperlanus (European smelt) is the source of this 1767-nucleotide messenger RNA. RefSeq lists its product as uncharacterized. Bases 166 to 1506 code for a protein of 446 amino acids. The transcript has 3 exons. The record is from RefSeq and is a predicted model, not a curated record. Lineage: Eukaryota; Metazoa; Chordata; Actinopteri; Osmeriformes; Osmeridae.